ACCAGAGUCGUGAGAGCGGGGCCAUGGAGCAGUACUUCUCGGCCACCCAGAAGAUGGAGCAGGAGGUGAUGUUCCCCAGCCUGCUCCGAGGGGUCUUCCCGCAGCAGGAGGGGGCGGCCCCGGACGAGAGCGGCCACACGGACCUCUACGAGCGCUACCAGCUCCUCAAGGCCAUCAAGCCCGUGGUGGAGAAAGGCCUGGCCUCUGUCAACGACCAGAGCCAGACCAGCACCGACACCGAUGCGUCCUCGGACGACAGUGACACCAUGGACGCCCAGCUGGAGGAGCGCCUGUCCCACCACCUGGCCGGCUUGCAGCAGGUCCUCACCCACCUCACCAGGGACACCAAUGCCCUCACCCGGAGGUACAGCCAGAUCCUGGAGCAGAUCAGCCCCAGCGAGGGGCAGCCCAGCUGGUGA
This is a messenger RNA of Gavia stellata (red-throated loon), 419 nucleotides long. RefSeq names its product thyroid hormone-inducible hepatic protein-like. Bases 24 to 419 code for a protein of 131 amino acids. The transcript has a single exon. Lineage: Eukaryota; Metazoa; Chordata; Aves; Gaviiformes; Gaviidae. Gene Ontology annotation, cellular component: cytosol. Gene Ontology annotation, biological process: regulation of lipid biosynthetic process. The record is from RefSeq and is a predicted model, not a curated record.